Insectozyma verbasci is the source of this 1092-nucleotide messenger RNA. The record is from the annotation of a GenBank genome assembly. Lineage: Eukaryota; Fungi; Ascomycota; Pichiomycetes; Serinales; Debaryomycetaceae.
AUGCCUACAGAAUUAGAAGAAUUAGUUGGAUUUUUACAUUCUCCUCAACCUGCAGUUGUUCAAAUAGCAUUAGAUAAUUUAGUUGGCUUUUCAACCGGUGAACAACAAAAAUUAUUCACUAUAAAUGAUUAUGAACCAAUUAAAGAUUUAAAAAAUCUAUCUAAAAAGAAAGAAUCAAAAGUAUUAGUACAACAAUCAAUUACAAUCCUAGCUAAUUUAUGUGAAGAUUUAAUGAUUAGAAAUUUAAUUAUUGAAGAUUUAGAAUAUUUUAAAUACUUAACUAAAGAAAUUAUAAAUUUGAACAAUUCAAAUGCUGAUUUAAUGUGUAUAUUAUUAUUAAAUCUAGCUAAAAAUGAUUUAAUUAAUAAAGUAUUGGAAUUUGAAGUUGAAUUAGAUGAUAAACAAAAAGAUGUGUUUAAAUCAAAUAAAGUUAUAAAUUGUCUUAUGGAUUGUUUUGUAAAGGGAUUCGAUAGGAAUCUUAAUAAAUUUGCUAAUUUUGAUUAUUUAUCAUAUUUCUUUGCUGAUUUAUCUAGAUUUAAACAAGGUAGGGAAUAUUUUGUAAACUUGCAAGAAUAUGAUAAUGUUGUUCCAUUGAGUAAAAUUCUUGUGUUUACUGAAAAAUAUGAUGAUAAAGUAAGAAGAGAAGGUGUUGCUUCAACUAUAAAGAAUUCUUUAUUUGAUAUACCUCAUCAAUAUGAAUUAUUAAAAGAUGAAAAAAUAAAUUUAUUAACUUAUGUUUUACUUCCACUUGCUGGUCCUGAAGAAAUUGAUGAAGAUGAAAUGUUUGAAUUACCUGAAGAAUUACAAUUAUUACCAAGUGAUAAAAAAAGAGAACCAUUAAAUGGGAUCAUCUGUAUACACCUUGAAAGUUUGUUGUUAUUAUGUACUACUAAAGAUGGUAGACAAUAUUUAAGAGACAAAUCAGUAUAUUCAAUUAUUAAACAAUUACAUUCAGUAAAUGAAGAUCCAAAAGUUGUUGAUUUAUGUGAUAGAUUAGUUCAAAUGUUGAAAAGAGAUGAAGCUCCCGAUCAAGAAGAUAUUGAUCAAAUUGCAAAUGAUGAAGAAGAUGAUCAAAUUGUAGAAAUAUUAUAA